AUGGUGGGAAAGAUACAGACUGGUUUCACGGCUCCUGUACCCACACGAAUGCAGAUCGGGCACCCUGGUGGAGAGUGGACCUGA
Staurois parvus is the source of this 84-nucleotide messenger RNA. The record is from the annotation of a GenBank genome assembly. Lineage: Eukaryota; Metazoa; Chordata; Amphibia; Anura; Ranidae.